AUGUCCUCUGCUCAUGAUGCCACCACCAAGAUCUCCAUUGACAAGUUCGACGGCGACAACUACGCGACAUGGAGCCGCUACAUGCGUGGCGUGUUCCUGACCAAGUCGACGUGGCACGUGGUGAACCGGGAGACGUCAUCGACCUACGCGGACGAUCGCGCCAUGGACGACUACGUCAAGGCCAACAACAUCGCUUUCGGACUGAUGUUGCUGCACAUGGACGCAGACUACCAUCACAUCGUCGAUGACUGUGAAGAGGCGUGUGUCGCGUGGGCGCGUUUGAAGACUCUGUACGGCGGGUCGCAGAAGGCUGGACGCAUCUACUUGAAGCGCCAGAUGUUCAGCAUGGAGAUGGCGGAAGGCGGUAAUGUGAUGCAUCAUUGCAAUGAAGUCCUUAACAUCAGCGCGAAGCUCAGCAGCAUCGGCGCCAAGAUGGAGGACGAGGACGUGGCGAUCUGCUUGUUGCGCAGCCUCCCCAAGAGCUACGAGAACGUCGUUCUCAACUUGGAGAUGAGCAGCGCGGAACUGCGAUCGCGAGACGUCGUGAGAGUGCUCACGAAUGAGCACAUCAAGAGGCAAGGUGACCAGACGACAUCGGUGAAGACUGAAGACGCGGCGAAGGCGUUCAGUACCGAGCGUGAACCUCGCCAGUGCACAUACUGCGGAAAAUUGGGGCACACGGCGGAGCGGUGCUGGACCAAGCAGAAGGACGAAAAUCAAGGUGGAGCUCGACGCGGCGGCAACAAUGCUCGUGGACGCGGAGCCAACAACGUUCAGUGGCGAACCAACAACAACAACGACGACGACAACUACGAUCGAGUUGCGUUCGCGGUUUCGCUGGAAACUGGACUUUCGACGGGCAAGAAUAUGCCAGGGAUGUGGGCAGUCGACAGUGGUGCGACGCAUCACAUCUGCAACGACAAAGCCAAGUUUGCAAGCCUGAAUGAGCGAGAGGAAGGCGAACUAUCAGUGGCUGAUGGCAGCAAGGCUGCGGUCAAGGGUGUGGGAACCAUCAUGGAACGGGUGGUUCUGCCCAAUGGUGACGAACGCGACAUCGAGAUCAAGGACGCACUGUUCGUACCAAGUAUGAGCAAGAAUCUGCUUUCGGUGCCACAGAUCAACAAGGGUGGCAGAUUCCAAGUCGUGUUCGAUGGGUCCAAGAUGCAAGUGAAGCGCAAGAAUUCCACACAAGUCGUGGCAACAGCGGAUCUCGUCGAUGGACUUUACUGGCUGCGGACUCCUCAACGAUCGGCAAAUGCAGCAACACGCAAUGGUACCAUCGACUUGCAUGCGCGCAUGGGUCAUGCACCUCUCGAAGUUCUGCGCAAGAUGGUGGCCACUGGCACAUGA
Messenger RNA from Peronospora matthiolae, 1350 nucleotides. The record is from the annotation of a GenBank genome assembly. Lineage: Eukaryota; Oomycota; Peronosporomycetes; Peronosporales; Peronosporaceae.